AUGGAUAGCAAAGAGUAUCUUAUAUCGUAUGGUUGGAAAGAAGGAGAAGCAUUUAAAGAAGGAGGGUUAAAAAAACCUAUACUGGUAAAGCACAAGAGAGAUAAGAAGGGAUUAGGUAACGCCCCUGGCGGGAAUGAUGGUGAAGCAUGGUGGGAAAGGCUGUUUGACGGACAUUUGAAGAACUUAGAUGUAAGCACUGACUCAAGUAAUGGUGCUAUUAAAUUCACUCAAAAUGUAGUAGUUGCAUCCGCUGUAUCGAAAAGUAGCUCACCUUUAUACAGAUGGUUCGUCAAAGGAGAAGGUCUGAAGGGAACCAUUGAUAAUCUCUGCGAAAAGAAAGAGUCUAGUCCUGUUAUAUCGGACGGAAGCUUGCGUAAAUCGAAGAAGAAGAGAAGAAGAGGUGACGAUGAUAGUAAGACUGAGAGAAAGAAGUUGAAGAAAGAUAAAAAGAAAGGUAGAAUGAGUAAAAAGGAUAGAAGGAGCAAAAAGGAGAAAAAAUUAAAAGAGAGUAAAAAAGCGAAAAGAAGUAAGCAUAGUAGUAGUAAAGAAAAGAAACUAAAGCAUAAAAUGGAGCAUAUAUUAUAA
Molecule: messenger RNA, 585 nt
Organism: Saccharomyces kudriavzevii IFO 1802
Lineage: Eukaryota; Fungi; Ascomycota; Saccharomycetes; Saccharomycetales; Saccharomycetaceae
Gene: TMA23
Product: Tma23p
Exons: 1
Coding region: 1-585 (194 amino acids)
Source: RefSeq, a predicted model, not a curated record